AGGAUGGGUAGAGGUGGUUCUACAAUUCCUUCAUGGCUGUGAUAAUGUAUAAGGUAUGGCUGAUUGAAUUACUUUAUUCUGUUUAGAAAGAGUAAAUAUAGGGUUUUUGUCAAUUCUAGGCAUAUUAAUAUACCUAGUGGAGACCAUAAGUUUCUCAUGACAGAGAACACCUGUUGUCCAAUCAUUGUGGUAUAUGACAGUUUCCAUUCACAAAGUCAACAGGAAAGGAUUCUCUCUCUCUGAAUGAGAUUGUCAGUCACAAGAAAAUGACAAAUGGCCUCAAAGGAAGUGGCAAUAGAAAUGAUCCUUUUAUCUCAGACCACAGUUGGAUUUCUGGGGAAUUUCCUUCUUCUUUUCCAUUACAGUUUCCUUUAUUAUACCAGAGGCACUUUAAGAUUCACAGAUUUGGUUCUCGAGCACCUGACUGUAGCCAAUAUCUUGGUCAUACUCUCCAAAGGACUCACACACACAGUGACAGCUUUGGAGUUGAAACAUUUCUGGGAUGACUUUUUGUGCAAACUUGUUUUCUAUGCUCACAGAGUGAGCAGGGGUGUGUGCAUGGGCACCACCUGUCUCUUGAGUGUCUUCCAGGCCAUCACCAUCAGCCCCACAGGCUCCAGGUGGGCACAGCUGAAACCACAGGCUCCUCAAUGCAUUGGGCCCCUCAGUAUCCUGUGCUGGAUCCUGAACAUGCUGGUAAAUAUCCUUAUUGUUCAGUUUGUGACUGGCCAGCAGAACAAGAUGAACACCACCAGGUACAAGGAUUUGGGAUACUGUUCUAUAGUAGAUUUUCACAACAGCAUAAUGGGAUUUCUACUUAUUUUAUUGUUUUCAUCCUAUGAUGUUUUGUGUUUGGGACUCAUGACCUGGUCCAGUGGCUCCAUGGUUUGCAUCCUGCGCAGGCACAAGCAGCAGGUGCAACACAUUCAUAGCACCAACCUCUCCCCCAGAUCCUCCCCUGAGUCCAGAGUCACCCAAAGCAUCCUUGUCCUAGUGAGCACCUUUGUAGCAUUUUACACCCUCUCCUCUGUCUUUACAUUAUUGUUGGCUAUUUUUCCUAAUCCAGAUUUGUGGCUGGUGAACACCUCUGCCCUAAUCGCUGCUUGUUUUCCUACAGUCAGCCCCUUUCUUCUCAUGGGCCGUGACCCCAGGAUACCCAGCAUCCACUCUGCCUGCUGUGGAAGAAAUACAAUAUUCUCUAAGCUAAUACAAUUCCUGUAAAUUUUAGGUGGUUUUUCAUGUUUAAUUAUGCACUGUGCAGUCAUUUAUUCAUUUUUGGCAGA
Molecule: messenger RNA, 1283 nt
Organism: Microcebus murinus (gray mouse lemur)
Lineage: Eukaryota; Metazoa; Chordata; Mammalia; Primates; Cheirogaleidae
Source: RefSeq, a predicted model, not a curated record